Hibiscus syriacus is the source of this 2233-nucleotide messenger RNA. Its product is annotated as zinc finger CCCH domain-containing protein 66-like. The transcript has 2 exons. Gene Ontology annotation, molecular function: protein binding; metal ion binding. The coding region runs from base 279 to 1979 and encodes 566 amino acids. Lineage: Eukaryota; Viridiplantae; Streptophyta; Magnoliopsida; Malvales; Malvaceae. The record is from RefSeq and is a predicted model, not a curated record.
GAAAGCAUUAUCUCAUCUAUUUCCUCAAAGAUAAUCCACCAAUGUCAUGAACACAAAUGAUCCACUCAAAUAACAAUCUGGAAAGGGAAGGCAUUUUCCCAACAUCAAACGAUCCAAGGCAUUUUCCCAACUACUUUGUCUGAAGGGCUAUCAACCACCGAGAUAGAGGACAUAUCUCCUGUACAUGAACCAGAUCACCAUUCAAAUGUAUCAAUAAUCAAUAAACAUCAUCAUCAUUUCAGAAAAUAAGUGUUUCAACGAGAAAAUCAACUCAAAUCAUGAUGGAGGGCGAGUCUCAUAAACAAAAUGGUGUUCUUCACAACUUCUCAGAUUUGCUCGAGUUGUCGGCUUCAAAUGAUCUGAAUGGUUUCAAAUUUGCCAUUGAGGAAAAGGGUCUCGACAUUGAUGAGUCAUGCCUGUGGUAUGGAAGGAGAAUAGGUUCAAAGAAGAUGGGGUUUGAAGAAAGAACACCCCUUUUGAUUGCUUCGAUUUUUGGGUGCAAGGAUGUGGUGAAUUAUAUUGUCAAAAGUGGUCGUGUCGACGUUAACAAGGCUUGUGGUUCUGAUGGGGCCACAGCUCUCCACUGUGCUGUUGCUGGUGGCUCCACGCAUUCACCCGAGGUUGUUAAAAUCUUGCUUGAUGCUUCUGCCGAUGCAAAUUCUGUUGAUUCUAAUGGAAAUCGACCUGGUGAUUUCAUUGCUUCAGCUUUUCGUAACUCGAAUUUGAACUCUAGGAAGAAGAUAUUGCAGACUUUGCUGAAAGGCGAUGGUUGUGUUGGUGAAAGAGAGGGUCUGGCAGCUCAAGUAGGAAAUGAGAUGGAAGGGUCGGGGCAGCAAGUGGAUUCAGUUCUCCGAGCUUGGAAAGAUGGAAAUGAGAAGAAAGAUUAUCCCUAUGAUCUCCCUUUUCCCGACAUUAAGAGCGGAAUGUAUGGGACAGACGAGUUCAGGAUGUAUACUUUUAAGGUCCAGCCUUGCUCAAGGGCUUACUCUCAUGACUGGACUGAGUGCCCAUUUCUUCACCCGGGGGAGAAUGCAAGAAGGCGUGAUCCAAGGAAAUAUUUUUAUAGUUGUGUCCCUUGUCCCGAAUUCCGUAAGGGAUCAUGUAAGCAGGGUGAUAACUGUGAAUAUGCACAUGGUAUUUUCGAGUCUUGGCUUCAUCCUGCCCAGUAUCGAACCCGUCUAUGCAAGGACGAGGCUAAUUGCACCAGAAGGGUCUGUUUCUUUGCUCACAACCAAGAUGAGCUUCGUCCCUUAUAUGCUUCGACAGGUUCAGCUUUGCCUUCGCCUGGAUCAUAUGGAGCUAGUGUUGAAUAUGGUUCGAUGAGCCCACUUAUUCCUGCCUCUCCAUCUGUUAUAAAACCUUCUACAUCAACACCACCCUUGACUCCUCCUGGGACUUCUUCUAUUAGUGGAGGGAUGUGGCCGAACCAGUCCAUUUUCAUACCUCCUACCUUGCAGCUUCCUAGUAGUAGGUUGAAAGCUGCUCGAAGUGCUCGAGGUAAGAAUUUAAACAUAGAAAUGUCUGGGGAAUUAAAUAGAUAUGGAGGGGUGAAGCCGAAUAAUCUUGAGGAUAUUUUUGGAUCUCUUGAUACUACCAAGCCUCCCUUGCAAGCAAUGUCACUCGAGACUGCUUCUCAAUUGCAGUCACUAACUGGAGUUCAAAUGCCCCCGAAUAUAAACCAGAAGCACCGCGAUAGCUACCCGACGAACCUAGCAUCCUCUCCUGUAUUGACAUCUCCAACCUUUGGGGUUGAAUCAUCUGGAACAACUGCAACAUCGAUUUUAAGUUCGAAGCGGACCAAAGGUGUUAUCGAGCGCCCUAUUGCAAAUCGUGGUUUAGGGUAUUCUACACCAACAUCUCCGGUGGGCGUAGUGCCUCCUAACCUUUCAGAUUGGAGUUCCCCUGAUGGCAAACUAGACUGGGGUAUACAAGGAGAAGAGCUAAACAGACUAAGAAAAGCCGCUUCUCUCGUGUUCUAAACGGUGGAAGCAAUUUGGAAAAUACAACAUUCUCAAUGUCAUUAAGCGGUGAUGAAUCAGAAAUGUCUCGGGUCAAGUCUCACAUGAACACCAUCCCUUCUACCAGGCAUUUUAGACUUGAGGAUCUGUCGCAGUAGCAAUGUCAUGACAAUGGGGUUCCAGAUAUGCUGAUUCCCUGGAUGAAACAAUUGUACAAGGACCAGGAUUAGUUGAUUAGCUAAAAGCAAACUUGGCUCCCCCGGUACAAAAAAUAA